UUAUUGUUACAAAUGGCGGCGCUGGUACAUACCCUGUUGGUUUGAAUGAGAGAUCGGCAAAUCCUUUAGCAUAUUUGAACGGGACCAGUUAGAGACGACAAGUACUUACAACAUGGUCGUUUCGAUCGUAUUAACGGAAAAUGCAAGAAACAAGCUCGGGGUUGUGACAGCAAUUCUUUGUGCAGUCUUAGCCCUUGCCGGUCUGUGUGUGAUUUGUGUUGGGAUAUUUAUCCAAGUUCACAUUUCUGAUGAGCUUAUUCUGCUCGAGAGUUAUAAUUCCGGAGUCAUUCCUCAUUUCUUAGUAAGUGCUGGAACACUCAUGUUUCUGAUAAACGGUGCUACUGUUAAAUUUGCAUACGACUCCGGAUUCGCCAACACAUGCGAGAAAUUUCGGUUAGUUCUUAUUCCAGUUUUGAUUGUUAUGUUUUUGUUCAUUUGGGUCGUACUGGCUGCAGGUAUUGGCACACUUGCAAUGAGAGGUACUAUUGAGGAUGCCCUGCACACCGGCCUUCGCGACUCUAUGAAGCGUUAUAAAAGUAGUCUGCCAGUGAAAGUCGCAAUCGACCGUUUACAGAUGAGAUCCAGAUGCUGCGGAAGUCGCUCGUUCGAGGACUGGUUUGAAGUUGGCUGGAUAAAUACAGACUAUGUUGACAAGAAAGAUGCAACUGUGAGAAGCAAAAUGAAGGACGAUGAUAUUUUUACCGAUGACGUUCCGUUCAGUUGCUGUGACGUCAGGGUACAUCGUCCUUGCGUCACCAACAACGUUGAAAACAGAUCGAUGCACAAGAACUAUGAAACUGUGACGUUGUAUGGUAACGGCUGUACUGAAGUUCUUAUGGACGAAUUUGAGAAUAAAAUUCUGCACCCAGCAGGAUCUGCUAUCAUGGUUCUGUUCGGCGCACAGGCAUUUGUGAUGAUUUUAUUGAGGUAUCUACAGACCUCUGUGCAGAGUGCCUUCGAAGAAGGUGACCCCGAGGGACCCGGGCGGGGCUUCUUGUUCCCUACUAUGUGCAAAUCGUGCACUGGUGGAAAUGCAGCAAAAUACAAAGAAAAAGCGUUGAAAAACAUCCGCGGCGAAAGCACAGAUCAGGACACGACAGCAGACGACUCUACGCUAGCAGACGGGAUUGAUAAGCUCCAAGAUCUCAUGGAUUCAGGAGGUGGUGGUGAUGACGACGGAGGCGACGGUGGUGGCGGCGGUGGUGGCGGUGGUAAAAGUAAGAAAAAUAGUAAGAAUAAGAAGAAAAAAGACAAACCGAAAUCCAAGAAGUCAGCGAAAACAAAAUCAAAAUCAAGGAAAAAAAUGAAGUCGCCGAAAAAGAUGAAAUCGCCGAAAAAGGGAAAAUCAGGGAAAAAGCGCGGCGGUGGUGGAAAAAAGAAACAAAUACAAAGCAUCCUUGAGUUUGACCAAGAACUGAUACCAGACGAUAUUACGUUACUGCAGAAACCAGAAAACCUCCCAGAUAUAGCGGACGUGGAGUUAGAAAGUUGCAGUUUUAGCAGUUUACCGCUAUUUGAGUCAGGUGCUGAUUAUCGCAGCAAUAUGUCAGGUAUAAAACCAGGAAAUGACGAGGAUAUAAAGUAUAAUACGAGAACGAAUGAAAAUGAUGACAAUAAUAAGUCAUAUUCGAAGAUAAAGGACACUGGUAACAAUAAAAAUUCAAAGUCCAAUAAAAAGGAUGACAAUAAAAAGGAUGACAAUAAAAAGGAUAAUUUAAAGCCCAAGAAAAAGGAUGACAGUAGAAGAAACAAUUCAUGGCCCAACAGAAGUAAAAAGGACAGUUCAAAGUUCAACAAAAAGGACGACAGUAAAAGGAAAAAAUCAAAGUCCACGAAGGGGUAUAAAAAAGAACAAUUGCCCAAAACGUCAAAAUCACCAAAAAUGGUAAAGUCGGCAAAGUCACCGAAGAGAUCAAAAGUUCUAGACGAGUCCAAAGUCUCGAAACUGUCGAAGUCCCCAAAAAGGUCAAAAUCACCUAAGAGGUCGACAACACCUAAAAAGUUAAAACCAUCUAAGAGAUCAAAGUCGCCAAAAAGGUCAAAAUCACCUAAGAGGUCAACAGCACCUAAAAGGUUAAAAUCACCAAGGAAAUCAAAGUCGCCAAAAAGGUCAAAAUCAAGUAAGAGGUCAACGAAACCUAAAAAGUUAAUUUCACCUAAGAGAUCAAAGUCGCCAAAAACGUCAAAAUCUUCUAAAAGGUCAAAAUCAUCUAAAAGGUAAAAAUACACUUAAAAUGUCA
Molecule: messenger RNA, 2240 nt
Organism: Mercenaria mercenaria
Lineage: Eukaryota; Metazoa; Mollusca; Bivalvia; Venerida; Veneridae
Product: neurofilament heavy polypeptide-like
Exons: 5
Coding region: 113-2221 (702 amino acids)
Biological process (GO): visual perception
Cellular component (GO): membrane
Source: RefSeq, a predicted model, not a curated record